AUCUUAAUUAUGAUAUGCUUGGUUCACCGAAUUACAUGUUUGGUAUAUAUGAUGCACGAACAGCAAACAAUAAUACACCAGCUCAUGCUCUUCCAGGAAGUCAUAAAAUAACAAAUCUCUAUCGUGAAUGGUUCAUCCGACAAAAUUUACCAUGGAAUAACACUGACUUUAGUGGUCGAAGUGAUUAUGGUCCAUUUUUAGCUAAAGGAAUUGUUGCUGGUGGAUUAUUUUCUGGUGCAGAUGAUAUGAAAUCGCUUGACGAACGUAAUUAUUAUGAUAAAAUGCUUGGUCAAGGAUUGGGUGGUAUUGCGGGUGCUAUUCAUGAUCCAUGCUAUCAUCGAGCUUGUGAUUCCAUUCAAAAUAUAAAUGUAUUUGCAUUUGAAAAGAUGGUACAAGCAGCUGCUUAUGUUUUAGAAUAUUUAGCUCGACAAGAUGAUUUGCAAAAAUGGCUUUAUCCAGAAGGUAGAUCAUUGGGUGUAAAAAAUCAACAAUCACAACGAAAGUAUAAUUCUAUAAAUGAAUAUUUUGGAUUACCUUACUCGUGA
Molecule: messenger RNA, 545 nt
Organism: Rotaria sordida
Lineage: Eukaryota; Metazoa; Rotifera; Eurotatoria; Philodinida; Philodinidae
Source: the annotation of a GenBank genome assembly